This is a messenger RNA of Suricata suricatta (meerkat), 3192 nucleotides long. It is a transcript of the gene COG5, whose product is annotated as component of oligomeric golgi complex 5. Gene Ontology annotation, biological process: intra-Golgi vesicle-mediated transport. Lineage: Eukaryota; Metazoa; Chordata; Mammalia; Carnivora; Herpestidae. Gene Ontology annotation, cellular component: COG complex. The coding region runs from base 28 to 2520 and encodes 830 amino acids. The transcript is spliced from 22 exons. The record is from RefSeq and is a predicted model, not a curated record.
GACGCCAUCACCCCGGCACCUGCCAACAUGGAAGGUGGUGACGGCGGCGUCGCUGUGGCUGGCCAAGGCGUUCAGGGCUCUGGGGCGGCGGCAGCGACAGUCCGGGAGCUUCUGCAGGACGAGUGUUAUAGUGAUUUUUUAAAUGAAGACUUUGAUGUAAAGACUUACACUUCCCAGUCUAUUCAUCAAGCUGUAAUUGCUGAACAACUAGCAAAACUUGCUCAAGGAAUCAGUCAGUUGGAUAAAGAACUACACCUACAGGUUGUUGCAAGACAUGAAGAUUUACUGGCACAAGCAACUGGAAUUGAGACUUUGGAAGGUGUUCUUCAGAUGAUGCAGACAAGAAUUGCAGCUUUACAGGGAGCCGUUGACAGGAUGAAAGCAAAAAUUGUGGAGCCGUACAAUAAAAUAGUAGCCCGGACUGCACAACUCGCAAGGCUUCAGGUUGCCUGUGAUUUGCUUCGGAGGAUAGUUCGCAUCUUGUAUCUCUCUCAGAGACUCCAAGGACAACUGCAAGGAGGAAGCAGAGAGAUAACAAAAGCUGCUCAGAGUCUUAAUGAACUUGAUUACCUUUCUCAAGGUAUUGAUCUUUCUGGAAUUGAAGUAAUAGAAAAUGAUCUACUUUUUAUUGCAAGAGCUCGACUUGAAGUGGAAAAUCAAGCUAAGCGCCUACUGGAACAGGGUGUGGAAACUCAGAAUCCAACUCAAGUUGGAACAGCUCUUCAGGUCUUCCAUAAUCUUGGAAUUUUGAAGGAUACUAUUACCAGCAUUGUGGAUGGGUAUUGUGCUGCUUUAGAAGAACAUAUCAACAGUGCAUUAGACAUCAGAGUUCUGACUCAGCCUUCGCAGUCAGCUGUGAGAGGGGGACCAGGACGCUCAACUAUGCCAGUCCCAGGGAACACCGCUGCUUUUCGUGCUUCCCUCUGGACCAACAUGGAGAAACUUGUGGAUCAUAUUUGUACUGCUUGUGGACAGGUGCAGCAUCUACAAAAAAUAUUAGCCAAGAAGAGAGAUCCUGUUUCUCAUAUUUGUUUCAUUGAAGAAAUAGUUAAGGAUGGAGAAUCUGAAAUUUUGUACACUUUUUGGAAUUCAGUUACUCAAGCGCUUUCUUCUCAGUUUCGCAUGGCAACUGAUUCAUCUGUGUUUUUGAAACAGGCAUUUGAAGGAGAAUACCCUAAAUUGUUACGUCUUUAUAAUGACUUAUGGAAGCGUCUUCAACAAUACAGCCAAAAUAUUCAAGGAAAGUUUAAUGCAAGUGGAACUACAGAGAUCUCUGCUGAACUACAACACGUGGGAGAUGAGGCACAAGACCUGUUCACAGCAAAAAGGCCAAAUUAUGACCCAGAAAAGGCUUUGAAAGAUUCACUGCAACCUUAUGAAGCUGCUUACUUAUCAAAAUCUUUAUCUCGACUCUUUGAUCCUAUCAACUUGGUUUUCCCCCCUGGUGGUCGCAAUCCUCCUCCUGCAGGUGAACUUGAAGGUGUCAUUAAAACUAUAGCAAGUGAACUAAAUGUCGCUGCUGUAGACGCAGACCUCACAAUAGCCGUGUCUAAAAACGUGGCAAAGACCAUCCAGUUAUAUGGUGUAAAAUCGGAGCAGCUUCUGUCCACACAAGGAGAUGCAAGUCAGGUGAUUGGGCCUCUUACAGAAGGGCAGAGAAGAAAUGUGGCAGUAGUGAAUUCACUGUAUAAGUUACACCAAUCAGUAACAAAGGUGGUUUCCAGUCAGAGCUCAUUCCCACCAGCAGCCGAGCAAACUAUAACCUCAGCCCUAAAGACAAUCCAUGUUCUUAUGGGAAGUGCUUUGCACCCCCUACUGACUUCCGUGGGAGAUGCUAUAGAGGCCAUAAUCAUCACCAUGCAUCAAGAAGAUUUUUCUGGGUCAUUAUCCAGCUCAGGAAAGCCUGACGUUCCUUGUUCUCUGUACAUGAAGGAGCUUCAGGGUUUCAUUGCCAGAGUUAUGAGUGACUACUUUAACCACUUUGAAUGCUUGGAUUUUGUCUUUGACAAUACUGAAGCUAUUGCCCAAAGAGCAAUUGAACUUUUUAUUCGCAAUGCCAGUCUCAUAAGACCUCUGGGCGAAGGUGGGAAGGUCCGACUUGCUGCUGAUUUUGCUCAGAUGGAGCUGGCCGUGAGUCCGUUCUGCAGAAGAGUGUCUGAUUUAGGAAAGUCCUAUCGGAUGCUGAGGUCAUUCAGACCCCUGAUCUUCCAGAAGAAUGAACAUGUGGCCACUAGCCCUGCACUGGGGGACGUUAUUCCGUUCAGCAUCAUUAUUCAGUUCUUGUUCACCAGAGCACCCCCUGAGCUGAAAUCCCCUUUUCAGAGGGCAGAGUGGUCCCACGCACGCUUCUCCCAGUGGCUGGACGACCAUCCAUGUGAAAAGGACAGGCUCCUCCUCAUCAGGGGAGCUUUGGAAGCCUAUGUUCAGUCAGUAAGAAGCAGAGAAGGCAAAGAAUUUGCUCCAGUUUAUCCCAUAAUGGUCCAACUGCUUCAAAAAGCUAUGUCUGCUCUUCAUGAAUAACGUGAAGUAUUUCUUACUCGCCAUGGUGCACUGAGCUGAUUCCAGGUCGGCAGUUAACCUAAGUACAUGCUCUAAAGAACAGCUCCCGUCCACAGUGUGAAGAACGUAAUUGAGCGCUCCGUAUUUCCUACUGAUCUUAUGUUUAUCUCUUUACCCUUUAGCCCUCUACCUUAAGUAGCAAAAUGCCAAAAUAGAUUCCUCACCACCACCUUCGAACUCCAGGAGCUUGAUUUUUCCAGAAAGACAUCAAUUUUUUAUUUUCUUCCCUCCUUCCAGGCUUUUUCUAUGAGACCAGCUAAAAUUUCUUUGCUUUUACCGAAGAUUCUCCCCAAUGUACACACACAGCCUAAGUCCCCACUGCUUUUAAGGGAUCGGGUCAAGUUGUAAGAUGCACCCUGUUGCUCUCCACUGACCUCCGUCCUCGCUAGAUUGACGUGUAACCGUAGAAUCACCAGUAGGAAACUUUAGAAAAUGCUGAUGCCCGAUUUGUACCCCAGUUUAACACAUCUGAGUGCAGGAGCCAGGCAUUCAUAUUUGUUAAAAACAUCCCCAGUGGUUUCCAAGAUGCAGUGCAGUCUGGGAACCACAGGCAACCCCAAAGUGAAAACGUUGGGUUAACUGUUUAAGUAUGUCCUACUGUAUCUUAAUAAAGACAGAGCCACAUGGUCUUUA